Scophthalmus maximus (turbot) is the source of this 2774-nucleotide messenger RNA. It is a transcript of the gene ogfr, whose product is annotated as opioid growth factor receptor. Gene Ontology annotation, cellular component: membrane. The coding region runs from base 211 to 1830 and encodes 539 amino acids. The record is from RefSeq and is a predicted model, not a curated record. Gene Ontology annotation, molecular function: opioid growth factor receptor activity. The transcript has 8 exons. NCBI's taxonomy places the organism in Eukaryota, Metazoa, Chordata, Actinopteri, Pleuronectiformes, Scophthalmidae.
CUGCUGUGUAGGACGGACAAUACAGAGGUAACCCUGAAGUUACCAUGGUAGCCGCAGAUCCAGGUAGCACAGGCCUCAGAAUCUGUGAACGUGUCCGGGAGACGGCCGGUUAGGUCAUCAGGGUCACGGAGGGAAGCUGCGCCCACCCGGGAGUUCGACGUGUGUUCCGGCUUGAAGCUCCGUCGCCGCAGAAGAACCGUGCUCGCGAGGAUGGAGGACGACUGUGUGUGCGAGUACGACUCCACCUGGGACACGGAGAGUGAUGGAGACGAGCCGGCUGCAGAGAGCCAGAGCCAGAGCCAGAGCCGCCGCUCCAGUCAGGACAAAAACAAAUCCGCCUGGACUUUGUGGCACCACACGUCCAGGAACAUGAGGGCAGCGAAGGACAUGCAGAACUACAGGAGAGGAUACCCGAAUCUCACAGAUGACGAGUGCUCCGAAGACAAAAUGAACAAUUUGCAGUUUUACCUGAAUAAGUUUCCCUCCGCUCCUGAUGACAUUUACAUCGAGUCGUUUCUGAAGGACUGGAAGAACGACUACAAGCGACUGGAGAGAGUUCACUCGUACAUCCAGUGGUUGUUUCCGCUCAGAGAGCCGGGGGUGAACUACAUGGCUUCAGAACUCAGCAAGAAGGAAAUUGAGGCGUUUAAGAAGAACGAGGAGGCGAAGAGGAGACUGGUCGAGUCCUACGAGCUCAUGUUGGGCUUCUACGGCAUCCGACUGGUCAACAAAGACACGGGUGAAGUGAAACGCGCUGAGAAUUGGAAGGAGCGCUUCGGAAACCUGGAGCGGAACAUGCACAACAACCUGCGUAUCACCCGCAUCCUGAAGAGCCUGGGCGAGCUGGGGUUCGAGCACUACCAGGCGCCGCUGGUUCGCUUCUUCCUGGAGGAGACCCUGGUCAAGAAGAACCUCGGCAGCGUCAAGCGCAGCGUGCUCGACUACUUCCUGUUCGCCGUGCUGGACAAGCAGAACCGCCAGGAGCUCUUACGCUUCGCCUUCCUUCACUUUGAGCCCAAGGACAAGUUCGUGUGGUGUCCCAGGAAGAUUCAGAAACAACUGCGGAGGGCCGAGAAACGGUGCGACACCGUCGGGAACGGAGACGGGAAGGACGAGGCGUGUUCACGGGGCAAAGGCAAAGACGGAGAAGCAGCCGCGCCGCAGGGAGAGGACGGGUCGGACGACGCGGCGAAGACUCAGAAAGAAACGGAUAAAACUGCGGGUAAAGAGGAAAACGCUCCGUCGGAGGCGACUGCCGAACCCGAACGCGAGACAGUCGCCAACGGAAACGCCGAAGUUGAAUUUAACAGUGAAGUCAUGGGAAAUGGAAAUGACUCUGCAGACGACGGUGAUGAAAUGGAUCAGUCAUCCAGUCCGGACACUGCAGCGGUGGCGACCCGCGAGACCGGUGCGGACGCCGAGCGCAAACCGCCCAACGGCACGGCGGACGCCGUCCAGGAAGAGGACAACAGGAUGCAGACGGACCAGGACACCAACCCAGAGAAACCACCGAAGAAGAAGAGGGAGGAGGAGAACGAGGCGCCGCCACCACCGAGCAACGGCUCCGCCGGAGGAGCCUCAGAGGAAAAGAGCAGAGCGGAUAAAUCCACGGAUCCAGCGAGCGCGGCGGCGGCGGCACAGACGCCUCUGAAAACUUUCAAACACUCGCCGACACUCUCGUCGGGACGGGAGGAAAAAAUCCCCCGGACGGAAUUUAAUCAAGUGCCCGAUAAGACGAAAGAGGAAGAAGAAGAAGAAGAAGACAUGUCGCAGGACGUGGCAGCGACAAACGGCUCAGUGACGAGCAGCGACAGACCUGUCGACGAUUAGAGGAGUCGGAGGAUAUUGAUAUACUGAUAUUGAUACGACGUCAAACCCGUCCAUCUCAGAGCCACAUGUUGCCGUGACACAGAAACACUUUGACUCUGAAAGAACUUUCUGAGCCUUUUUUUUCUACUGUAUUUGAUGUUGAUUGAUUCUUUUCAAUUUGAAGGAGCUGAUUGAUUGAUUGAUUGAUUGAUUGAUUGAUUGACCAAACGUGGGACUGGAUGUGACCGUCAAAUAUUAAAGAACAAGGCUGCAGAUGUUCAUAUGUAUUUGUUCGCAAAUCCCACGAAAAGAGCAGAAGUGACCCAAAAAAAUUAUUUCUGUGUUUUAUUUAAUAUCGUCAUGGCUACAACACACACACACACAACAAACGACGAGGAGGUCAUCUGUGAGUUUGAUGAAUUCACCGUCGGUUGUAAUCUUUUCAUGGGAUUUUGUUUUAGUUUUUUGACAAAAAAAAACAAAAAACAUUUACAUUUUCAAAAUUUAUUUUUUUUUUGUUUCUGGGGUUUUUUGCACUGAAAAAAAAAUAACUGAACCUUUUUUCCCUCUGUAGGUAAAAAAAAACAACUAAACGUCUCUGUUCUGAAAUCUCGUUGAUCAACUUUCAGAACUGAAUGUUGCACAACUAACUGUGUUGCCGUGCAGAUGUGGGGACGGAGACUUUUUGAACAACUGCCAAAAAAGAAAAAAGUGAGGAGACGUCUUGAUUGUACAGAACUGGACGAAGCUUCGUCGAUUAAUUUAAAAAGUCCCGCUGCGUGUUGAUGUGGGUCUCCAUUGCACUUAAUUUUUUUUGACUAUUAAUCGUUGGAAGUGAUGUUAUUUACAUGAUGAAAUGGUAUUAACCUUAACAGAAGAACUGAAUCCUUUAUAAAUGACCUUUCUUCUUCUGAAGCGAGCACCUGACUGUGGACGAAGCAGAAUAAAGUGAAACUAUUUUCUGA